GGUUACACCGGGAGAUGCUCUGUCCGUCGUCUAUAUACCCUCCCUCCCUCGCCUUCCGUCCUCCCCUCCCACUGUUUCUUGUAGCUUCCUUCCUUCUCCUAUUCAUCGGAAGCUGUUCGACCGAGGCGAGAUGGCGGGCAAGCGGAAGGCCGACGACAACCUUACCGGGACAAGGCACCCAGCUGCGCGGAGGGAUCCUACAUCCGGCGACGACCUGGCCGGUACAUCGGCGAACACUGCAGGGCCGACGGCGAAUGCAGCCGGCGACGGCAUUGCUGGGAUUUCGCCGGACAUGGCGUUCCUGUUGGAGGUGACUUCAGGCUACGGCUACGCCGCCGGCUCUUCCCAGUUCGAUGGAGCUGCUCGCGGGGCCGGGGGCGGGUCGGGGUACAGGGGAUUCUCCCAGCCGCCAUCUCAGGGGAUGCUCCGGUCGCCGCUGGGCAAUCCAGCCGUUGGGAGUGCGCCCUUCCCGUACCGGUACCACGCGCCGACCGGCAAUGGUUCGCUCGCCGGCCUGACCCAGAGCCAGAUCGCCGGCCCCAGGCAGACAGGAACAGGGCAGCCGCUCGGCCACUCCGGCUCCGACGGGCCUUCUUCGGCGAUGUCUUGCGCCAGCAACGUGCUUCCGCAGCACCCGGAGAUCCGCUACGUGCCUCCGCGUCCAGUCCCCAGCUACGGCGGUGCGACUCAGGGUCAGGGCAUCGCCAUUGGUCACCAGCACCAGCCCCAGCUCGACCACCGCCUCCGCCAGCCUUCUUCUGCAGCGACGGCACAGGUUGCUCGAUGGUGCCGUCUUUGCCCAGCGCCCGCCACGCGGGUUUAUUGCUCGGCGCCCUUUUGCGAGGUUUGCUACAGCCGUCUCUUCGUCAAUAUUAUUGGACAUUGUUAUCUGUGAGCUUGACAUUAUAACCAGUAAGCUUUUGAGAAAGAUGUGCACGUUCGCACUGCACGUGAUAUCUAGACAUCCGAUGAGUGUACGGCAUUACUGUGAGAGUGAGAAUGUCUUGUGAACUCUGGCAGCCAUUUCUGCUUGCUCUGUUUUGACUUUUGACAAAGAUGCUGCCUUGAGUAGAGAUGAUUCUUGUGAUGAUACUCGUAAUGGUGUGGCCAAAUGUCGCAAUACAUACAUACAUACAGUAGAUCAGUGCCACUUUAUAUUCGUUGAUCUUUGGUUCUUUUCUGACACUUUUGAAUUUGCCUCAAGUGUUUGCCUGGUUCACUUUCAGUUAAACCAGGUGAAUACUCAAAGCUUAGUAGAUACAGUACUG
This is a messenger RNA of Triticum aestivum (bread wheat), 1268 nucleotides long. RefSeq lists its product as uncharacterized. Lineage: Eukaryota; Viridiplantae; Streptophyta; Magnoliopsida; Poales; Poaceae. The transcript is spliced from 4 exons. The record is from RefSeq and is a predicted model, not a curated record. The coding region runs from base 131 to 895 and encodes 254 amino acids.